GCCUCUUUUUGAUAACAAAUGUUUAAAAAAUGUACUUUUGAGAUUCUAUCUUGAGGGAGAUAUUUCAAAAGUAGCAUCAUGUGGAAAAAGUGUUUUAUUAAUGUUAUCUGAUGUAAAAGGUAUUUUCUGAGAUCAGAGGCAAAUCAUAGGCAUGGAGAACUGAGCAUCAUCAUUCUUUUUUUAAAUACUGUAUAUGUUGGUUUUAUAGGAAUUUGGCAUUCUAAAUCCAAAAAUGGCCUCAGCUUUGCUCCAUCAUGUACAGUUUUUCCACAAAUUGCUUUGAGAUUUUAAUGUUGUAAUAUGCGAUUGAAUGAAGUAAUCUUGCAAAGACUCACCCUGCAAAGAGUAAAAAAAGAGGUUCAAGUUCUUUCCUGCUUAAGAUCCUGGUGUUUGUGCUAUAGCAAUGGCAUGAAGGAAUGGACCUGAGAUACUGUGCAAUCUGUGGAAAGUGAUGUGUUUUGUAAAGGGUUUUGUUACUCAUCUCAUCCAGAGGAUUUAUGGGGGCAGAUUAAGAACUAGCAAUGUGACAAAGGAAUCCUUUUCACAAACCUUACUGGGCAUAGCCUGCUUUUUGACACUAUUUUUAAAGCAGCUUUCAACAAGCUAUAAUUCUAUUAGUCAAGUGAAUAGAAAUUAUAUAAUUACAGUCAGCCCUCCGUUUUCGCAGGGGAUCUGUUCUGGACCCCCCCCCCCCCCCCCAAAACAAAAAACAUACUCGCAGAUAUUCAAGUCCCAUAGGCUUGAAUGGGGGUGAGUGCCUGUGAGUGGUUGUGAGUGUGCACCCCAUUUUAAUCCCCUCCAUUUACUCCUCAUGAGUAAGUGAGGGUCAUGGAUCUGAAGUCUACAUAAAUGGAGGGACAAAUGUAUUAAGAAUUAUUAGAAAAGCCAGAGACACCCUAAAAAGGAAUUAAAGUUUAUUGUGGCCCCAGAGCCCUCUAACAGAGAAGGCUAAAUGUCUCCCAAAAACAACAGUUCCCAGAAUUCCCUAGCAUUGAGCCAGGGCAGUUAAAGCAGUCCCAAACUGGAUUCUUUCUGCAGUGUCCACCAACCCUGACUUUCUUGCUUUGUUUUGUUCCAAUGAAGCCCAUCCCUUCGCUUUCUCUCUGGCUCCCUCUACUGGCAACCGGCGUACAUGCCGGUGCAGGUGCAGAAUUCGAGAAAGAAAGGAACCUCAUUCUUUCCCGAGGAAAUCGAAACUGAAACUUUUGGAUCGCUAGAAAAGGGCGGAGGAUUGGACUGGAGAGAGGAUCCCUCUUUUUCCCUACGAGUCUGGAGAGGUUUGGAAAGAUCAUAGGAAAACUGGAAAGGGUCAGAGCGGAUCCCCAUUGAGAGCCAAAGGAAAAAGAAAAGGUCUUGAAGGCCAGCAUCUAAGAGUUUUGUGGUGAACUCUCUGCUAAAUUGUACAAAUAAAGAGACAAGCUCACAACCCAAAGGAGCCCAAAGAAUCACAAUAAAAUACAAUAAAAAUGGCAGAGCAGAAGAAUGCGGCCAGAAAAUCCAAUUGGGAAGCCAAGGGCAACCUUAAAUCAGAGCCUUCAGCGCCACUCAUAAAAUACCAGCACCUGUCUGAUUAUGACAAAAUAUAUAAUGGAAUGGAACUCCCAAGUGAUGGUUCUAUGACAUCACAGCUAACAAGACCAAUGAAGAUCAACUUCUUCCCAACAUCCAUGGAUGCAAUGCACCCAAGCAUAGAGAGAUCACCUUGAGUCCCAAGAUCCAAUCCAAGGAGGAAUCUUGAGGGGAAAGGGGUGCAAUGUCUUGGAGGACCAUUGAUGUCACUCACUGCAGGAGAAGACAUGUUUGGUGCUGCAGCCAUACAACUUAGUCUUUCUUCGUAUGGGUGCCUGCAUCCCCAAAGAGCUACCUCCAGCACCCCUGAAUGUAGACAGCUUAUUGUCAGCACAGAACAGCUUGGAGACUGACAACCGGGAAACUGAUGAGAUGUUGAGUGCUUGCUUAGACCAUGCCCUCCGAGAUUUCCCUCGUGAACCACACCGUCUUCGUGAAAAUGCCACCUUGACCAUUCAGGUGAAAGGGAGGAAAAGGAUGGAGUUUGUCUCUGGUAGGGGUGAAAACAAGAUUGUGGUCUCUUGGUUCAAGAGAAAAACCCAUUAUAACAUUGAGAUUGUUAAUCUGGAGGUAUACUUGGAUCGAUUGUCUUUCUCUCCACGUCCACUAACUGUUGAGAGUUUGGAGAAGGUGAAACAGGAGCUCAUUAAAUGGUCUGAUGCUACAAAGGAACUCCGUGCUUGCCUGGAUGUUGCUAUAACUGAGAUUGAGAAAGAACCACCAACAGUGAAAAAUGAUGCUGAACUGACCAUUGAGUGCGGAGGUUUCUGUUUAGAUUUUAUUUCUGGGAAGGGAAAGUCCCACAUCUACAUUCUCUUUUCUGAUAAGCAGCCUCGGUACAGGGUCCAUGUUCCUUCAGUGGAUGUUUAUCUAGAUAGAUUGAGCUAUCGAGCAAUACCACUCACUACUGAGAACUUGAUGAAAGUGUGGAAAGAGGCAGAGAACCUUAAAGGAUGCACAGUGGACCUCCGGGCCUGCCUCAAGCGAGCCUUGCAGGAGUUUAAUGCUUUGUCACCACAUCACCGGGCUAAUACCACCAUCUUUAUUGACUGUGAUGGGAAAAACUUUAAGAUGGUUUCCGGUCAUGGAGAGAGCUGGAUCUCUAUCUUCAACAUUCUUGGAGAUCAACACUGUCGCCGAGAAGUUGUGCUGGCUUUGGGAGAGGCAGGAACAUCCAGCAGAGCGACAGGGUCAUCCUCUGGGAAACGUGGGAAAGAAGGAGCACUGUUUAGGGCAAGGAAAUCAGAAGGGAGGAGAGAUGCAGAGGAAGGUACAUCUAAUCAGGCAAGAAGAACUUCCAGCAGGCCAAAUGAGUUGCUUGAUGAGAAAAUAUCUAAGAAAUGGCCAACUAAUGUGAUUAAGUUUGAAGAACUUGCAUCAAAUAGCACAAAAAGGGAAAAAGAAACAACAUCAUUUGGGGCGUGGACAUUUUCCACUCAGGAAAAGGUUGAUACAGGAGUUUCAAAUAGUUUCAGGGUACUAGAAAGAGACUCUUCUCUUAAGUCAAAAGAACAGUCAUCCAGCAAGAAGAGAAAACUGUCUGAUAAUGAUGGAACAGAAAGAGAACUCACUGGGUCCCUUAGUUUAUCCAGUGAAACAGCAAGAGAAGAAGUGUUGAUCCAUGGAAAGAAUGAAGAAACAAGGAAUGAAAUGAGGCCAUCCAAUACAUCGAGUGACACAGAAGAAGAAGAGGAGGGCUUGGAGGAAGGACAAGACCCACCUGAUGUUCUACAGAUGUCUUCAGAUAGUCGACAGGGAGAUGAUGGACCAGAAAGGUGACUCAUCUGGAGGGCCAGAGAAGAGGAUGGAUCUAUUCCAGAGUAAGGCAGAAGCCUGGUUUGGGACUGGGAUCAAGAUAGAUCUCUCCCAGGAACAGGACAUUUUUUUUUCAGAUCAGGAAGCUAUGGGGCUGGUCCACAAAAUGAAUUGUGCCCCAAAAGAAAAAAAAAGAUACCAAAUAAAUGAUCUAUGGACCUGAAGCUUUUCUCUUUUGGAUCCCCUCCCAUGGGCUGUAUGUAGAUCAAGAUGUCCCUGCUACCUGGAAAACAAAAUCUAAAUUGGAUUGUGUAAACUUCUUUCCCAGAAAAGAUUCUGAUGUAUUAGGGAGCAGUUAGGUAGGAUAGUUUCUUUCUGCGUCUACAAGUAAAACUGCUAAAACCUUACAUCUUUAAAAGGAAAGCUGGCAACUCAAAGAGAAUCCUUGAAUGAUUCUGGAGGAGCUGUGCUAUCUGAUGCUACAGCCUGUGAUGUUUUAAAAUGGGAUGUAGCUCAGUGGUACAGCUUCAAAAAGUUAGGUCUCUGGACUACAAGUCUUAGACUCAAAUUGCCCAGGCAGUCUAAACUAGAGUAGGACUAUUAAAUUAAUGGGAUUUACAUAUAUGUUUACUUACUGUUUAAUAAUCAAUCUACUCUAGUUGAGAUUAGUAAUUGGAAAAUAGGCCUUAGAGUAAUCAGCCAACAUGCCUAUGGUGGAGUGUGGGAGCUGGAGCCUGAAAAGUAACUUUUCCAAGCAGUGGCAUCCCGUAGGUUGAUGUCACUUGGUGUGGGACUGCAGCCUCCCCAGACUCUUCAGAAUCCAGGGUGGCUCUUGCCACACUGGAUGCUGAAGACCCCUCGUCCUCCCAGCCCUUCAGGAUCUGAUAUGCUUUUGUUGCACCAGACCCUGCAGCCUCUCUCUCCUUACUCCAGGCCUCCAGGAUCUGGCAUGGGUUCUGCCGCAUCAGACCUUGAAGGCACCCACCUCCCCCCACAUUACUGAGGCAGAGGGGUGCAGCUUCAGCCUCCAGAGGGCCAAUUUAGGGUCCUGUGUGGCUGCUGGGCAAGUGGGAAGCUUGCCCAGUAUCCAUGCCAGUUCCUUUGGUUGUACUACCCCAACGGGUGACAUCCUCCUCCGGGGUGUCAUCCGGUGUGACUAGCACCCACCUAGUGAUGCCACUGUUUCCAAGAUCUACAGCCUAAUAUCUUCACAAUUUUUCUUUAUUGAAAACAUCAUAUUAAAACAUACCUUUUGUUAAUACAUCUGGGUGACUCAAUGUUUAUAGAAAGAGUAUAUGCACUAAUCACUACAAAAUGCACUAAUGACUACACAAUCAUAAGUGAUUUGGUAGCCACAUUCAAAAGCGUAGCCACUUGUUCAAUGAUUGAAGUCUUUAGAGCCUUGGAGCUAAUGGUUGGAAUUUGCAGGAGAGCAGAUUUUGAUUGAACAUCAGAAGGAACAUUUUCAGGGUAAGACUGGUUCAACAGUGGAACU
Messenger RNA from Sceloporus undulatus (fence lizard), 4819 nucleotides. RefSeq lists its product as uncharacterized. NCBI's taxonomy places the organism in Eukaryota, Metazoa, Chordata, Lepidosauria, Squamata, Phrynosomatidae. Bases 1837 to 3348 code for a protein of 503 amino acids. The record is from RefSeq and is a predicted model, not a curated record. The transcript is spliced from 5 exons.